UUAUUUUAUAGAAGGGUAAUAGAAAUUUAUCACAUUUAAUGAUUUGAAAUCAGAGUUAGAUACAUUUGAAAGACAUUUUGAUUCUGUGUCGUGACAAGGUUUUUGGAGCGGUGAUUGAGAACUGACUUUACCGUGCUGAGUUUAACCAUGGACGCUGGCUCCAUUCUGCUGUGUUCGCAACCUUUCCGUCCUAUACCUAUGUAUGGACACAGAUUCGCAGCCAAUGUUACCGGAACGGGAAGUGCGCACCCUGCUGCUCAUUUCAUACCCUGCUUCCGCCCAGCACCAUUCGAAGGUCUGUACAGCCCUCCUGGUUCUCUAGCGGCAUAUAACCUGGCCAUACAGGAACACUUAAGGCGGCUUCAGGCACGCCAUCUUGGGAAAGUGGCAGAAAGUCCUCGCACCAUUAACAACAAUGUUUUAUGUACAAAUAAUUCAAUUGUAAACAUUCAAAAACCUGAGUUGGACACGACACAAAUAAAUCAUAGUGUCCCAUCAUUACCGUCAAAAUUAGAUCUAAAGGAGAAGGCACGGGCCGAAUUGAAUCCUUAUGAAAGUUUCCCUUCCUAUUCCCUUGGAAGAAAAUUGUUCCCCUGCCCAAACUGCAGAUACACCACAGACAGGAGGAAUAACCUAAAGAGACACAUGCUGACAAUGCAUCAAACUACCUCAAAGCUACUAGAAUGUUGUGGCAUCCUGUUCAGAACAAAAGCGUCACUCAGAGAACAUGCGAUGAUAUUCCAUUACCAUGGCUACACGUGUUACUAUUGUGGGAGAAGGUUUUGUCGGAAGGCCCUCCUAAAGCGCCACCUAUCGGUUCAUAACGGACAAAAAGAUUUUGUGUGUAGUGUUUGUGACUAUGCCACAAGCCAUAAAAGUAACCUAGAACGCCACAAGAAGGUCCAUCAGCGCCCGGAGGACUGUAAGGACACCGACGGAUCACGAAGUGACCUUGACAAUGAUGGGUCAAAAAGUGAUAUUGACCUUGAGGGAAGUGAUCAUGUUGAAAGCAUGGAAGAGUUGUCAGUGUGUUCAGAUAGUGACGAUGAAGAAAUUAACGUUCAUAGUGAUUAAAAUUUGAACUGAAGUAAGAAAAGUGUGUUGACAAGACAUGGCACAAUAAGCAAAUAUGGUUAUAUGUUACCUUGAGAAAACACUUAUCGUCUAGGGCUAGGAAUUCACCGAGGUUAUAGACAAUGAAUGACAGCUUAUGUCGACGAAUGCAUACCUAAGUGAAAGUCCUCUCGCGUACAUUGGAUAUGUGCUGCUUUAAUUGCCGCUAUUACAUUAUUUAAGUGCCGACUUCCUGACUGAGUAUCAAUUUGUUAUACAUCUCAUCUAACUCCGUUUCAAGCUUAGGUGUUGCUGGAAAUGCUAUCAAUUAUAUGACAUUGCUCGUCUCAUCAAAUUAUAUUGGGAUCAUUCCACAAUAACAAAUAAUCAUUAUUGAAAUAUUUCCAUCCUUGUGUUUGAUAUGUGUUCUGUGUGACGUUGUACUUGUAGUAUGUACUGGUGUACAUAUUAAACUUUGUUGAUUAAUAAAAAAC
Molecule: messenger RNA, 1547 nt
Organism: Mizuhopecten yessoensis (Yesso scallop)
Lineage: Eukaryota; Metazoa; Mollusca; Bivalvia; Pectinida; Pectinidae
Product: zinc finger protein 84-like
Exons: 2
Coding region: 148-1074 (308 amino acids)
Biological process (GO): regulation of transcription by RNA polymerase II
Molecular function (GO): RNA polymerase II cis-regulatory region sequence-specific DNA binding; DNA-binding transcription factor activity
Source: RefSeq, a predicted model, not a curated record